GCGUCUCUUAUUGGCAGUCCCACUUCAAACUCAUAGUAGAAGCAGCUAUGAAGAAGCUCAUUCUCUCUCAAGUUGGCCGCUACUGCCCACACGAACCAAAAGCAAAACCCUUCUCUUCAUUAUUCCACAGUAGGUAUCUCUCAACAUCUGAUUCAAAUCCUUUUGUCCCAAUUCAACCGGUAUCAUACCCGGUGAAGCCUAAAGAAGAGAAUAAAAAUGCAAAUGAAAAUGAAAAUCAAGAAUUAACACGGGAAGAUAUUCGAUAUGUGAAAGACGCAGUGUCCUCACAUCCAUCAACACGAGUUGCUCCCCUACCCGAGUAUAAAAAGGAGGCUCAGGAUCAAGAAAUAGAGGGAGAGACCAGAAAGAUUGAAGCUAUUCGAUUUAGGAGAGUUGUUGAAGAAGAGGAGACAGUAUCAGUGCCUUUUCCUAGAUUGAUUAAGCCUGUCAAGAAAGAAACAAGGCCUCUUUUUGAUUUGGCUGAUGCUAUUAAGCAACUCAAGGCCAAUGCCAGGACCACCUUUGAUGAAACUGUUGAAGCUCAUGUUCGAUUGGGCAUUCCUAAAUCUCGUUCUGACCUGAUUGUGCGUGGUACAUUGUCUCUGCCUCAUGGUGGUAAGAAGGUUCUUAGGAUAGCUGUCUUUGCUGAAGGAGCAGAUGCUGAUGAAGCUAGAGCCGCAGGAGCUGAUGUUGUUGGUGGUACUGAUCUUAUUGAUCAAAUUGCACGUGAUGGCAAGAUUGACUUUGACAAGUGUUUCACAACUACUCAAAUAUUUCCCCGUGUAGUAAAGUUAGCAAGGAUUCUUAAUCGUCAUGGACUGAUGCCAGAUGCUAAACAAGGAACCGUUGUCAAAGAUGUUUCUAGGGCUGUGAAACAAGCAAAAUUAAAUCAGAUUAAGUUUAAAAUGGACAAAACAUCAAUUGUGCAUGUGGGACUUGGAAAGGUCAGUUUCUCGGAGGAGUCUUUGCGUGAGAAUGUCGGUGCAUUUAUGAACGCAAUUUUACAAGCAAAGCCUGCUGGCCUAAAGAAGACUUCCAAAUAUGCUGGGUAUGUGAACACAGUCCAUAUAUGCAGCACGAUGGGACCAGGGUUCCCUGUUUCAAUACAGUCAUUAUCCAAAGCUGUAGAUCAUUACAACAAAGUUCAUCUAAAGUCGCCAGCAUAAAUCUAGCUCGACUCUCUCUCUCUCUCUCUCUCUCUCUCUCUUUUUCUCUUGUUGAGCAGUAGCUAGAAUCAGUAUAGGAGUGUCAUUUCAGUUUUGCCAUUCAUUUUGUUCUCAAUGCCUUGCUAUCCAAAGCAUUACUGACAUAUCGUUCCAAGUUCAAGCAGAUCCUAGAGUCUUUUCUUACCUUAAAAAAGGAAAGUACUAAUCUUCUUUAUAAGGUCAGCGCCAAGGCGCCACUGAUGUUGUACCAACUUUUUUUGCACGAUUAUCAUGGAAAAAUUCAAAGUGUUACUGUU
Messenger RNA from Ricinus communis (castor bean), 1462 nucleotides. RefSeq names its product 50S ribosomal protein L1. Gene Ontology annotation, cellular component: large ribosomal subunit. Gene Ontology annotation, molecular function: structural constituent of ribosome; RNA binding. NCBI's taxonomy places the organism in Eukaryota, Viridiplantae, Streptophyta, Magnoliopsida, Malpighiales, Euphorbiaceae. Bases 48 to 1166 code for a protein of 372 amino acids. The record is from RefSeq and is a predicted model, not a curated record. Gene Ontology annotation, biological process: translation. The transcript has 10 exons.